GUGAGGAGAAACCGUCACUUCCGCUAUAAACAGCAUCUAAAUUUACUUUGUUUGCAUGUGAAUUGUACCACACUGAUAUAAUUCACAAGCAGCGAUGCUUUCGAGGUCUGUACGAGCUGAAACUCGAAGUCGAGCUAAAGAAGAUAUCAAGAGAGUUAUCAAUGCUAUCGAUAAAGUUAGAAAAUGGGAGAAGAAAUGGGUGACAAUAGGCGAUACCACCAUGAGGAUCUAUAAAUGGGUACCAGUUGCUAACCAGGGAUCCCCUCAAUCGUCCCGGUCAGCCCAGAAGGGUUUGUACAAACAGAAAGGAGGGAAGUCUGCCGGAGAUAAGGAGAACAUGAAAGAAUUAUCUAAUGAUUCCUCCUCUCAGUUUAGUAACCAUGGUAACCACCUGCCUAAGGGCGGGACUCCAUCGUCCAAGAGUCGUAGCUCUAGUAAGUCGGCCCCCGCUGUCAGUGGGCGGGGUCACCACUUCGCCAUGUUUGGUGAGGACAGCACCCAGCAGUCCUUCAAUGACAGCGAGAACAUGAACGAGGACUCGAACAUGUCCUUUCCGGAUCAUUCUGUCCCAGACUUCUCCCAGGACAGCAAUGAUGUUGAUCCAGAUCUCAGAGUGGGGUUGUCCAUGAGCCUGAGUCGAGACGAGGACAAGUCCCUGAAAGGAGAUGAAACUAAUGAUUCAGAACCACCUGUCUUGGAGCCGGAGCUAGACCCACCUCCCAGCAAGCGCUCCCGCCCGGACACGCCCACUACCAGCUGAUGACGUCCUCUUCUCCUUGUGAAUAGACAUUGUCGUAUCAUUGUCAAUUGCCAUGUCAUUGUCUUGUCAGAAAUUAGGGAUCAAUAUACGUGAACUGGUAUCACUGGUCUGUGCAGACUCUGUAAUGGAUGAAACAGGGUUAGUUCACUACAAUGAGGGCAGCAUGGUCAUACUUUGCUUAACUAGUCUCAAUGGCUGGUACAGUUUUAUUCAUUUAAUCUAGUUCUUCAGUCUGUCAUUGCAUACUUUGGACUUUACACUGUCAUUGUCUCAUUGAAUCAAUGGAACAGUUUGUAUGUACCUGUGACUGUCCGGACAAGUGUGGGGGUAGUUUUGUAUGUACCUGUGACUGUCUGGACAGGUGUGGGGGUAGUUUUGUAUGUACCUGUGACUGUCCGGACAAGUGUGGAGGUAGUUUUGUAUGUACCUGUGACUGUCCGGACAGGUGUGGAGGUAAUUUUGUAUGUACCUGAGAAUGUCCGGACAGGUAUGUGGAUAGUUUGGUAUGUACCUGAGACUGUCAAUCUGCUGGGUAGUUUUGUAUGUACAUCUUACUGACAUAUUGGUUUUGUUGCAGCUAAUAUUUUCAUGCAGUAAGGCAUUUUCCAUGCUAUACAUUUUGAUAGGAAAACACCCCAAGUCAGUUCAUUUUUCCAAAUCACUUAAUGAUGUCAAACAUGUAUGUUCUGAUAAAAAGAUGUGGCGUCACCUUAAGAUAUCAGAAUGUCAACUGGUACUAACUUGUAAGAACUCUAAUAUUUUAUGAAACUGUUUCCAUUCAGAUGUUAGUAAAAGCUCUAUAUGUAUGAAGUACAUUUGAUGACACAGAGGUAGUUAUGGCGAGACACUGCUGAUAUUUGUAUUAAGUUUCGCCAUAAUGCCGUGUCAUUGGUGGGCAUUAGCUUUGAAACAUUUAUAUCAACUUACGAAAGGAGAAGGUGCAAGAAUGUGAGAAAAUAAAAGCUUAAAUUGUAAA
Haliotis rubra (blacklip abalone) is the source of this 1736-nucleotide messenger RNA. RefSeq names its product B-cell CLL/lymphoma 7 protein family member A-like. Lineage: Eukaryota; Metazoa; Mollusca; Gastropoda; Lepetellida; Haliotidae. The transcript is spliced from 8 exons. The record is from RefSeq and is a predicted model, not a curated record. Bases 95 to 760 code for a protein of 221 amino acids.